Messenger RNA from Aspergillus ibericus CBS 121593, 1728 nucleotides. Its product is annotated as histidine phosphatase family protein. Lineage: Eukaryota; Fungi; Ascomycota; Eurotiomycetes; Eurotiales; Aspergillaceae. Gene Ontology annotation, molecular function: acid phosphatase activity. Bases 22 to 1728 code for a protein of 568 amino acids. The record is from RefSeq and is a predicted model, not a curated record. The transcript has 3 exons.
GUUGACUUCACCACCGCCAGGAUGACCACCACCAUGACUUGGCUGGGUCUCUUCCUGUUGGCCGCCUUGUGUGUCGCAGCCCCCGAGCAGUAUGUGAUGAGAGUGCCCACCCCCACCACAGAGCCGGACUGGUUCAAGACACGACCACAGAGCUUCCAAGGAUACACAGCUACCGGGGCCGCACCUUUCCUGGCACAGACAAAUCCAGCUCCCUUCGGCAACCCAGCAACCUACACGGUCAAUGAUCCGCUCGAAACAUCCCAGCCUAUUCACGGAGGCGAAAACCGCAACAUCUUCCACCACAUGGGAAACCUGAGCCCCUACUACCCCCGAGCGGACGGCUUCGGCGUGGAUGAAUACGUCCGUCCCAAAGGCUCCAACAUCACGCAAAUGCACCUCCUGCACCGACACGGCUCUCGCUAUCCCAGCAAGGAAGAAAGUGACCGACUCGCCGACUGGGCCCAGGACUUUGCCAACGCAAUCGCCCACGGUGCCGUCUUCAAAGACGAACUCGCCUUCCUCCACGACUGGUCCUACACUCUCGGUGCCGCAAUCCUCACCACUCGAGGAAGACAAGACCUCUUCGACAGCGGCGUACUCAACUUCUUCAACUACGGCCAUCUCUACACCGAGGGAACCAAGAUCGUCGCGCGCACCACCACCCAAGACCGCAUGCUCAAAAGCGCCGAGAACUUCCUCUCCGGCUUCUUCCACCUCGACUGGGACCAACACGUUAACCUCCUCGCCAUGAUCGAAGAAAAGAACUACAACUCCUCCCUCCAAUCCAUCAACGCCUGCCCCAAUGCCAUCCACAUGUCCUUCGGCGACUACGUUGACAUCCCCCUCAAAAAAUGGAAAAGCCACUACCUCUCCCACCGCACCAACCACCUCAAUCAUCUCUCCCACAAAUACACCUGGACCAUCAACGACAGCUUCAACGCCCAAGCCCUCUGCGCCUACGAAACCAUCGCCCUCGGCUACAGCCCCUUCUGCGCCCUCUUCACCUUCUCCGAAUGGCAAGGCUUCUCCUACGCCUACGACAUCACCUUCGCCGGCUACUCCGGCUUCCAAUGUCCCAUCGGCCGCGCAUCCGGCAUCACCUGGGUCGAGGAGUUUCUCGCCCGGGUCGAAAACCGCCCCUUCUCCACCCCGGGAUCCUCCUCCGCCGCAAACCUCACCCUAAACACCAACCCAAUCACCUUUCCCACCAACCAAUCCCUUUACUUCGACUUUGCCCACGACAACAUCCUCGUCUCUGUCCUCACAGCGUUCGGAUUCCGCCAAUUCGCUGACCUCCCUAUCCCGGACUUCCUCACCACCUCCUCCCCCUCCACCACCCCCCAUGACCCCCCAACCACCCACUCCUUCCAAACGUCCAAACUCAUCCCCUUCGGCGCCCGCCUCAACAUCGAAAUCAUCCACUCCCCCCACCAAAUCUCCCCAAACAGAACCCACACCACCACUAACCCGUACCUCAAAGACACCCCAGAGACAAAAUACAUCCAUUUCCUCGUCAACCAGCGCACAGUCCCGCUCCACAGUAGCUUUCCCGACGAGUAUUGUCCCUAUCGAAGCGACGGAUGGUGCGAGUUAGAUGCGUUCUUGGAUCUCCAGAGACAGAGUCUGGAGAAGGCGAAGUGGGAUUAUUCGUGUGUGGGGGAGUGGGAGUUGGGGGGUUUCGGGGAGGUGGGGGAUGGGAUACCGCUUGAUUCUUGGGGAAAAUUAUAA